CAGAGGGAGAGCAGGGCGGAGGGAGGAGGAGGAGGAGGAGGAGGAGGGGAGGGGUGCAUACGACACAAAGGAGAGGGAGGAACACAGAUGAGCGGAGAGGGAGCAGGCUGUGGACGUCGGUGCCGUUAACAAUGGAGCGUUCGGAUCCGGAGCGCUGAUAGCCCGCGCGCGCGCGAUAGCUGCUGGGACCCAUUUGAGGAGGAGGAGGGGGGCUGCUCCUCCUCGGUGUGGAGGGAGAAAGGAGGAGGAGGAGGAGGAGGAGGAUGGGCCUCGAACAGAGACUUGCGAUGGCUCUGCAAACAUUGGAUUAAAGCAGUAUGCUGGACAAGAGUGAGGUUUCCACCCUGGGCCUACCAUCCACCAGCAGCCAUGGUGGCUCGGACAGCAACAUCAGCACCGAUGGAGCGGGGGCCGCGGCGGCCGGGGUUGUGGCGGGCGGUGGAGCCGAGGGUUCAGCGGUCGGUGAGCCGCAGCGGACGCGUGCAGCCCUGGAACACCUGCAGCAGAAGAUCCUGAAGGUCACGGAGCAGAUCCGGGUGGAGCAGGAGGCUCGCGACGACAACGUGGCAGAGUACCUGAAGCUGGCCCAUAACGCAGACAAACAGCAAGCCUCCAGAAUCAAGCAGGUGUUUGAGAAGAAGAACCAGAAAUCUGCACAGACCAUUGCACACUUGCACAAGAAACUCGAGCACUAUCACAAGAAGCUAAAAGAGAUAGAACAGAACGGACCAGCCCGGCAGCCCAAGGAUGUCCUGCGCGACAUGCAACAGGGAUUAAAGGAUGUGGGAGCCAACGUUCGUGCUGGGAUAAGUGGCUUUGGAGGCGGAGUCGUCGAAGGGGUCAAGGGGGGAGUCUCGGCACUCACCCACACGGCCGUGGUCUCCAAGCCGCGAGAGUUUGCCAGCCUGAUCAGGAACAAGUUUGGCAGUGCCGAUAACAUUGCUCACCUAAAGGACAGUCUCGAGGACGGCGUUGGGGGCCACUCUGAGGACACGCCCACGCCUCGCGCCCUAAGCGGCAGCGCCACCUUAGUCUCCAGCCCCAAGUACGGCAGCGACGACGAGUGCUCCAGCGCUACGUCCGGCUCCGCUGUGGGCAGCAAUUCCGGAGGGGCGGGAACGGGAGGGGGGAUAUUGGGACCAAUGAUGGGGAGCCCCCGCCUGGACGGGCACCACCACCAUCAAAUGCACGGGUCUUGGGACUCUCUGCUUGAGGGCCUGCAGGAGAUUAAAGCCAGCCAGACUCACAUGGAGGACGCCAUCGAGGACAUGAAGGGGCAGCUGCAGAGCGACUAUUCCUACAUGACUCAGUGUCUGCAAGAGGAGAGAUACAGGUACGAGCGUCUGGAAGAGCAGCUGAACGACCUGACCGAGCUGCACCAGAACGAGAUGACCAACCUGAAGCAGGAGCUGGCCAGCAUGGAGGAGAAGGUGGCCUACCAGUCCUACGAGAGAGCACGAGACAUUCAGGAGGCCGUGGAGUCGUGUCUGACCCGCAUCACCAAGCUGGAGCUGCAGCAGCAGCAGCAGCAGGUGGUGCAGCUGGAGGGAGUGGAGAACGCCAACGCUCGAGCGCUGCUGGGGAAGCUCAUCAACGUCAUCCUGGCCCUCAUGGCCGUGCUGCUGGUCUUCGUCUCCACGCUGGCCAACUUCAUCACGCCGCUCAUGAAGACCAGAGCCCGCGUGGCGUCCACCGUGCUGCUGACCUUGCUGCUGUUCGUGCUGUGGAAGCAGUGGGACUUUGUGGAGCUGUGGCUGCUGCCCAGUUAAGGUGGAAAUAACAAAAGACCUUUUAAGGAAAAACUUCCGAUUCAAAUGUAUUUGCCAAGCAACAAAGGACGCCAUCUCAUCUCGAAUAAGUGGCGCAGACGCCCACUCACCACCACAUUGCUAUCACCAAAUACAGACGUUUUUUAACCAUUUCUAAAUGUAAAGCCUAGAGCGACGGCUCGAAAAUGCUGCUGUAAUCUUCAUGUUGAAGCUAUGGCACAUCCCGGAGGACUACACGUUUCCAUGAAUGUCACGUGCUCAUGCAUGUGCUCAUACGUGCACCAAGAAGCAUCCAGUUAGCAUGGGUUAACAUGUCAUCGAUGACAAAACGUUCGUGUUGUGUAACUGCCGUCCUGUGGUCCAAGCGAUCCGUCUGCACUUCUAGUGUCAUUCCCGAGUAGUCUCACGUGGUCCGUUUUUCUCUGAUCAAAAAGUUCUGAAAAUGAUCACGACCCGAACAUGUAAAACGGUCCAUGAAUGCAACUUCAGAACCACAUUGUAGGAGUUCCAGCUGUCUAUGCUGACUGGCAUGUCGAAGUUUAUAUCCAGUUUGCAAAAAGGAAUAUUGCUGUUUUAGUAAACAAUGUAAAAUAAAUUAUUUCAUAUAUUAAA
Oryzias melastigma (Indian medaka) is the source of this 2381-nucleotide messenger RNA. RefSeq names its product transmembrane and coiled-coil domain family 2 (gene tmcc2). The transcript has 5 exons. Lineage: Eukaryota; Metazoa; Chordata; Actinopteri; Beloniformes; Adrianichthyidae. The record is from RefSeq and is a predicted model, not a curated record. Bases 318 to 1769 code for a protein of 483 amino acids. Gene Ontology annotation, cellular component: endomembrane system. Gene Ontology annotation, biological process: amyloid precursor protein metabolic process.